Parnassius apollo (apollo) is the source of this 1002-nucleotide messenger RNA. Lineage: Eukaryota; Metazoa; Arthropoda; Insecta; Lepidoptera; Papilionidae. The record is from the annotation of a GenBank genome assembly.
AUGUAUAUCUAUUAUUACUUAACAAUGAAUAAUGAAGAGAGGGUAAUACUAGUCACUGGAGGCUCCGGUCUUGUAGGCCAGGCUAUUAAAACAAUAGUUGAAAAAGAGAGACAAGAUGCUUUGGUUGAAUCAAAAAAUGAAGUGUGGAUAUUUUGCGGUUCAAAGGAUGCAGACCUCAGAGAUAAAGCAAAGACUGAGGCACUAUUUGAAAAACAUAAACCUACUCAUGUGAUUCAUUUGGCAGCUAUGGUGGGUGGGUUGUUCCAUAACAUGGCACAUAACUUGGAUUUUUUUAGAGAGAACAUGGCAAUAAAUGAUAAUGUUUUGUACGCCAGCUAUAAGUAUAAUGUGAAGAAGGUAGUGUCUUGCCUUUCCACAUGUAUCUUCCCUGACAAAACUACUUACCCAAUAGAUGAGACUAUGGUGCACAAUGGACCGCCCCACUCUUCAAAUUAUGGUUACAGUUAUGCAAAAAGAAUGAUCGAUGUUUUAAACAGAGGGUACCACGAACAACACGGCUGCAUGUUCACGUCGGUGGUGCCGUGCAACGUGUUCGGUCCGCACGACAACUUCACGCUCGCCGCCAGCCACGUCAUACCCGCGCUCGUGCGACGCAUGGACGACGCGAUGCGGAACGGUGAUCCAACAUUCACAGUCCUUGGCAGCGGGAAGCCAUUGCGACAGUUCAUUUACUCGUUGGACCUCGCCCGCCUCUUUAUCUGGGUGUUAAAAAACUACACGAGCGUGGAGCCCAUCAUUCUGUCAGUGGACGAAGAAGAGGAAGUGACGAUCGGCGAAGUGGCGGAAGCAAUAAAGAAGGCCCACGGGUAUCAAGGUCAGAUAGUCUACGACACCACGAAGGCUGACGGGCAAUACAAGAAAACCGCGUCGAAUAAGAAACUAAGGUCUUUGUACAAGGACUUCAAGUUUACGCCGUUCGAGAAGGCCAUCCAGGACACCGUGGACUGGUUCAAGCAAAACCGAGAGCAUGCGAGGACGUAG